AUGGUUAGAGCCUACUCUCAAGAACACACCUACAAGCACCCAUGGGAUCGCGUGACUUCCGCCUCGUGGCGAAAAUUCGCUGACCCGGAGAACAAACGUACCCUCUCCCACAUCCUCGAAGUCGACACCUUAAACCAUAGGCUUGAGCCGAGUUCCGGAAAACUCUACACGACUCGUGCCAUCACCAUCCAUGCCCCGGGCCCGUGGUUUGUCCGCAAGAUCAUUGGCCAGGAGAUGUGCCACUGUGUGGAGUCCACAGUGGUCGAUGCCAAAUUGCGGUCCAUGCAGCUCGCCACACGCAAUAUCAGCCUCCAGAAAUUCAUUGAGGUUGAGGAGAAGAUUAGGUACGACCCGCACCCGGAUAACCCGAAAGAAUGGACACUGUGCAGGCAGGAAACGAGCAUAAGGAUCAAGCCUCUCUCGGCACUUGCUUCCAUGGCCGAGAAAAUCGAACAGAAAUGUGUAGAGAAGUUUCAGCAUAACAGCGUCAAGGGGAGGGAGGUUAUGGAGAGAAUGUGCAAGUACCUCGAAGCUGAGUCUAGGGGAAUUUCUGUCUGA
This is a messenger RNA of Striga hermonthica, 558 nucleotides long. Lineage: Eukaryota; Viridiplantae; Streptophyta; Magnoliopsida; Lamiales; Orobanchaceae. The record is from the annotation of a GenBank genome assembly.